This is a messenger RNA of Dovyalis caffra, 456 nucleotides long. Lineage: Eukaryota; Viridiplantae; Streptophyta; Magnoliopsida; Malpighiales; Salicaceae. The record is from the annotation of a GenBank genome assembly.
AUGUCCUUUGGAGAAUCAUUACCACCCUCUCGGGAAGUUUUUUUAGGUCUUCGGGGUGAGGUGAAUGUAAAAAAUCCUAUCGAUGCGAUUGAUGCAACCUCUAGGGAGACAUAUGAUGCAUCGGCAAAUGGAGAUAGAAGGUUCGAAGAGAUGCCUUCUCUCGAAGCUCUUGAGAUUUUUGCACGAAGGCCUUUUGAAGCAUCGAAUCCUCUUGUUAAUGUUUCUAAUGUCCCUCUUUUGUGCGAUCCACCUCGCCCUUUGGUAGUCGAUCAAUCAAUACCCUUAAUGGUUAUGAUCGAUCAUCCCGAAAUGAUUAAUGUUCAAGAUAUAGGUCUUCAUCAUAGACUUGAUGAAAGGGUUAAUGAAGAUGAAGUGGUUUCGGUUCAUAUCCUCGACGUUGAGCACGAGCAAUUUAAGGAAGCAUCUACUCGGUCGGAUCUUGCUUUGAAUCAAUAA